Molecule: messenger RNA, 2760 nt
Organism: Stegastes partitus (bicolor damselfish)
Lineage: Eukaryota; Metazoa; Chordata; Actinopteri; Pomacentridae
Gene: kctd9a
Product: potassium channel tetramerization domain containing 9a
Exons: 12
Coding region: 88-1257 (389 amino acids)
Biological process (GO): intracellular signal transduction; protein homooligomerization
Molecular function (GO): protein binding
Source: RefSeq, a predicted model, not a curated record
UGUUUCGGCGACCAAGAAGUUAGUUGGCAAAUAGCUACGUUAAUUUUAAAAUUAAAACAAAAUUCUUAUAACCAAAGCGCAUAAAGAAUGAGAAGAGUCACCUUAUUUGUUAACGGGACAUCUAAAAAUGGAAAGGUUGUAGCAGUUUACGGGACCUUGUCCGACUUACUAUCUGUAGCCAGCAAUAAGUUAGGAAUCAAAGCCUCCUGUUUGUACAAUGGAAAGGGUGGUCUCAUAGAUGACAUUGCUCUCAUCAGAGAUGACGAUGUGCUGUAUGUGUCUGAAGGAGAUCCAUUUAUUGAUCCUCAGAAUGAAGCCAAGGUUGCAUCUGAUCCGCACGGAGCGCACACAGACUGGCUAACUCUCAAUAUCGGUGGGCGUCUCUUCACCACCACCAGGAGCACCCUGGUCAGCAAAGAGCCAGAGAGCAUGCUUGCUCACAUGUUUCGGGAAAAAGAUGUGUGGGGAAAUAAGCAGGAUGAGCAUGGGGCGUACCUGAUUGACCGCAGCCCUGAAUACUUUGAGCCUAUUCUCAACUACUUGAGACAUGGUCAGCUCAUUAUGAAUGAAGGCAUGAAUAUACGAGGUGUCCUUGAGGAGGCUCGAUUCUUUGGAAUUGAGCAGCUUGCUGAACAGCUGGAAGUAGCAAUCAAGAACUCACAACCCCCUGAGGACCACUCUCCCAUUUCCCGCAAAGAGUUUGUUCGCUUUCUUUUGGCAACACCAACCAAAUCAGAGCUCCGCUGUCAGGGACUUAAUUUCAGUGGCGCCGAUCUGUCCCGACUUGACCUACGCUAUAUCAAUUUCAAGAUGGCAAACCUCAGUCGCUGCAAUUUGACACACGCCAACCUGUGCUGUUCCAAUCUGGAGCGGGCUGAUCUUUCUGGAGCCAACCUGGACGGUGCCAACUUACAAGGGGUGAAGAUGCUGUGCUCGAAUGCCGAGGGAGCCUCUCUCAAAGGAUGCAAUUUUGAAGAUCCAUCUGGACUGAAGGCCAAUCUGGAAGGUGCUAAUCUGAAAGGAGUUGACAUGGAAGGAAGCCAAAUGACCGGUAUCAACCUGCGUGUGGCCACUCUCAAAAACGCCAAGCUGAAGAACUGCAACCUGCGGGGAGCCACUUUAGCAGGGACGGAUCUCGAGAACUGUGAUCUCUCUGGCUGUGAUCUACAAGAAGCCAACCUAAGAGGCUCCAAUGUGAAAGGAGCCAUUUUUGAAGAGAUGCUGACCCCUCUGCACAUGUCCCAGAGUGUCAGAUAACUCAACACACACCUGCACAUCCAGUGUGGGCCACAACUGGCUUCUUUUUUUGCUGUUUUCCUCCAGCCUCUCAUACAGUAUAUUCCUCUCCUUUCAAUCUCUCUUUACCUGUAUGCAGUACAGGUAUUUGUAUGCACAUCCCUGGCAUUCCACCAAUAUUAUGUUAGCUUUAAAUAUCUUGCACUAGAAGUUAUCCAGGGUUGUUUAUGUAUGUUUGUAUGGUAGGAUGUUUUUAAAUGUUCAGCUGCAUAUAUCACCAAAACAAAGUAAUGUUACCAGUGUGUGUAGAUGUAUUUGGAUCCAAUCCAUACUCGUUUUAUGUUUCACAUAAUUUAUAUUUACUUCAUGUUACUUGACAUGUUAAUAGGAUUCAAAAUCAGAUUACCUGUGAGCAGUGAAGUUCAGAGCACUGAGCUUCACUGGAUGCUGCUGUAGCAGAAACAGAAGUGGUUACUUACCUAUAACUGUGUCAAUAUAUAUUCCUCUUUAAGUAUAAAACUUAAUUUUGCUGGAUAUAACAUAUUAUAAAGAAAGCAAUGCAAGCCAAAGCCAUAUGAUAGCACAGUCUAAAAGGCUAGAAGUGCUAUUAGUGCACCACAAAACUAUGCGACAGGCUAGUUUUAAACACAGCUUGGUUAUGCAAUAUGUGAUUUAGAGCUGUGAGGUUUCUCCUUUCCUACUUUAAAAUAUUGCUUUCUUAAGCUUUCCCUUGUUUGUGAAUCUACCUCUUUUAUUAAUCCGGUGUGUGAGUGAUCCACAAUUGCAUGCAUUUGAAUGUGGCAUGGCUUAUUGUAACGUUUAUGUAUGUUAUUUGUUAUUCUGCAGAUUCUCAUUAUGAGGAGAUAAUCAAGCCAGAAAGCCAUUUUUCAUGUGUUGAUGUUGUUAAAGUGGGAUUGCCUGGAAAAAAGAGAAAACAUGCUCUGUGUAUCUAUGUAUAUCACUUAAUCAUGCUUUGAACCUUUUUGCACAAGUAUAUGUUAACUUGUAACAUGGUAUACCCUUUCACCAAAAAUGUUUGGUGCUUGUAAUCCUAUGUAAAUCAAAUCCAGUGCUUCCAAAACUUCCCAAAAAUGUUGUUAUUAGAGUAGGCAAGUGUUGUCAACUGUUCUGUAAAGGAUGUCUCUUCAGUUUCUAUUAGACAGUGUAUGUUUGCAUGUGUGAAGAGCUAUGCUUGUCUUUGACUGGUGAAAUUUCUCUGGCUGUAGCUCAAAGCUGCUCCGAUGCAAUAGCAUUCACUCAGUUAAAUAGUAGGUACCCAGCCUGUGAGAAUGAACGAUGAAGGCAAUCACAGUGUGUAUUUCACAUUGAGUGUGAAAAUCAAUGGAGGAGCUAUGGUUAUUUAUUUUAAUACAUCUCACUGAAUGCAAUAUGGGGCAGAGGUUGAUUUGUGUUUGAGGCAGGGAGCGGUGUAGCUAUCCCUGUCUAUGAUUAUUGCACUCGACCAUGGAAACAUGUUUCCAUAAAUGACUGUUAUAAAUAAACUGCUAUGAAGAAGAAGAAAAA